AUGGCUCGAUCAAAAGUGCGGCCAGAGUCCCGUCGACGCAUUGAACAAGCUUGCGAGGUCUGCAAGAAGUCGAAACGAAGGUGCGAUGGACGACGGCCCUACUGCUCAAGAUGCAUCCGCCAGCACAAGACCAAGAAUUGCGACUACCGUGACCAGCUGCUCCCGCACGGCGGACCAUCAUCCGCGCCAGGCACCUCCAGCAUCCGCAAAGCUGCGGAUGUCAGUCCUGAUGACGAUUCCCUUAGCACAACGGCUCCAUCAACAAGAACAACACGGCCCAGCCAUGCACAAGCAUCUUUGCUAAGCCCCUCGAACCAGUUGCCGAGCAUUGCAACGCCAUUGUCACAGCCCGAACAUUUGCACAACAGCCCGGAAAGUAACAAAUUUUAUAUUGGACCGUCUGGUCCGCUUUCUUUCCUACGCCUCUUGCGCGAGGCUCUUGCGCGACGCGAUGGCAAUUUCGAGCCUGAUGUUGGCGGAUUUGACGUGCUUUUUGAAGCUGAAGAACCCCACGGCUUUGGCGAUGAAUGGAAAGACCUACUCCUUUUCGACAAGCUGACCAAAUUUACUGAUCUCUUCUUUAUUGCUACCACUGGCGUUCUCCAUGUUAUUUCCAGAGAUGACCUCAUAGAGAAGAUUUCCCAGCUGUGUGACCAACAAGGCAACGACUUGUCACUGAUAUCGCCCAUGGUAGCUCUGCCCAUUGCCAUUGGCGCCCAAUCUCAAGUCCAGGACGAAACCAACCAGCGCUAUGCCAAGGCCUUCUCUCGUGCAGCAUAUCGUGCAAUCCGGUCUGAAUGUUUGCUUAUGCCCACUUUAAAGACAACACAGAUGUCAGUUUUGAUGGCCUUCUACCUGCUGACAGCUUACCGAAGGAAUGCCGCGUAUAUGUACUUGGGAAUUGCCGCCAGGGGUGCCCAUACUCUUGGUCUUCACCAUGUGUCAUUCUACAACAGCGAACAGGCAACGACAGCAAUGUCCUCACUGUCAUUGUGGAAAAGUAUUUGCGUUCUUGACGUGAUGGUAUCAUCACUGUUGGGAAGGCCGCCUGCUGUCGCUUUGUUCCGCCAACUUCCACGAGAGAUUGUUGUUAGAAGUGUACCUUGUUUCGACAUGGGAUACCUCGCUCUAGAAGCAUCAUUUCGAUUAGCCAAGAUUCUUCGGGAAAUAUUGGACCGUAUAUACAUCCAAAGGGAAACAUCUUUCGCCUUUGCUGAGCGGGUAUUACAGGAGCUUACAGACUGGAGACUCUCACUACCUCCCCAGCUACGUGUGCCAAUACCACAGGCUGGUGCCGUCCAGGGUGAAAUACCAGAUCAAGAUCGUCAAUCAGUCACAGCGAGUUUGAGGGUAGCACUUCUGUACUACCACGCCGUAAUGCUCACGACGCGACCCUUUCUCGUAGCAAAGGUUGGAAUGGCCUUGCGAGAAUCAUCGAAAAAGUCAUUGUCAGACAGCCGAUUGACAGAGCCCCAUCCAGGGGAUGAGUCAACCUCGCAAAAUCAUCUCUAUACUGCAUGCGUUGAUUCCGCUACCUAUAUGAGUGAGACGAUUCACAAUGCCGCAAAGACAAACAUACUCUUGCCAAACACAUGUUUUAUCAAAGUGUGGGCAUUUGAAGCUGCACUGACUCUAGGCUUCUCGCUGUUUAUCGAGCCGGAAAGAGCUUUCGAGACUAUGCCAACAUUUGAACUGGGCAUUGGUUUCUUGCGUGGUGAAUCUGCAUGCAGCCCAUAUGCCAAGCAGUAUUAUGAGAUUUUGAAAGAUGUUACAAAAGCUAUACGUUACCGGCACCAUUGCUGUGCCCAACAACGUCGACGCGCAACCACAUCAUAUGUCGAUCGGGUGGUAGAUUGCUCACCCGGAACAGAAGAACUGUUCGAUUCAUGGCAGGAAUUAAGAAAUGAUGCUCCAGUUAAUCAAGACAUGUCGGAAAUAUGCGAAAAUCUGGAGGAUUUGAUGGGAGAUUGGAAUGAGGAGUCUAUGGCUUUGUUCGCCCCCAACGCGGAGACUCCUUCUGGUAUCGGCACGUCACAACACGAGAAAUCUGAUAAACACCAAUCGGACAGCUCACAGACUAGCGCUCAAGAUCCCACAACAGAUAACGAGAGUUCUGUUGUUGCAGAAUCCUCGACACCCUUCUGCCAGAAUUCCGCAGCACACGGCACCAAACCCGUACAGGAGGUCUCCAACACGGAGGUUCCUCUCAAGCGCAAGAGGGUAGUCCUUCCGACCACGGUUACGGAUCUGUUACCAACAGUCUCAGACUACAAUCAAGAGCUCAUUGUUCCUCCCAGCACAAUACACCAUCUCUACGCCACAAUGACUCAAAUCAAAGACUCUGAGGUGAUUGCCCAUCGUGUUCAUGAACUGCUCCAUUAUUUUGGCAGGCAUUUUUUGAUUGGUCUCAUCCGCCAACGAGCUAGAGCAUUUGUUGCAGCCAAUGGCCCUAGUGUGCCACAAGAGUCUGAACAAGCGAACGAAAUGGUUCGGCUCAUGCGCAUUUACAACUACAACGAAAGUCCAAUCACCAAGCUACUUGCUUUUCAGGCGGCACUCGCAAUCUCAAGAAAGAUUGGCGAGAUGAUUGAGAAUUACGAGGCUGAGCCGGGCGCUGCUGGCAACCCCAACCACAAGGCAGUCGGCGACUGCUGUCGACGGUUUGCGAUCCUGGAGAGUCAGGAACUCAACGUGUUGGCCAGCAACCAAAUCAACACUGCGCCCGACGAAGCAAAGUGGAAGAGCGUGUACGAGUUGGGCAAGCGUCUGGAAAUGUUUGUUGACAUUUUUGCGGUCAAUGGAAACGGCAAGUCAUACUUUCCAUCUCUUCAAUCGUGGAUUUACUAA
Pestalotiopsis fici W106-1 is the source of this 2847-nucleotide messenger RNA. RefSeq lists its product as uncharacterized. NCBI's taxonomy places the organism in Eukaryota, Fungi, Ascomycota, Sordariomycetes, Amphisphaeriales, Sporocadaceae. The coding region runs from base 1 to 2847 and encodes 948 amino acids. The transcript is spliced from 7 exons. The record is from RefSeq and is a predicted model, not a curated record. Gene Ontology annotation, biological process: DNA-templated transcription; positive regulation of transcription from RNA polymerase II promoter by galactose. Gene Ontology annotation, cellular component: nucleus. Gene Ontology annotation, molecular function: copper ion binding; zinc ion binding; DNA-binding transcription factor activity, RNA polymerase II-specific.